GGGCCCACGCACGCGCGCUCUCCGGCAGGGCCGCCGCGCUCUCGCGAGACUAGGAGUUUUGGCGAGAGUUUGUGGAAGAUGGCGCCUGUUGUGACAGGGGACUGAGAUUCUGUUGGCAUGCUGAUUUUUCAAGCUGAUAUCUGUUUCAGUUGAUGAGGACUUGCUUUCUGAAGUAGACUGGAGCAGUUCAGGAUCAUGCAAUAUAAAGAUGUGAUGGUGCAUGGUCAGUGGAAUCUGUUCUGGAGCAGGAAAUUUGGUGAGCGACCACAACCUAAACGCCUCACCAGGGAAGCUAUGCGAAAUUAUUUGAAGGAGAGGGGUGAUCAAACAGUGCUAAUCCUCCAUGCAAAAGUUGCACAGAAGUCAUAUGGAAAUGAAAAAAGGUUCUUUUGCCCCCCUCCAUGUGUGUAUCUUAUGGGUAGUGGAUGGAAGAAAAAAAAAGAACAAAUGGAACGGGAUGGUUGUUCUGAGCAAGAGUCACAACCAUGCGCUUUCAUUGGAAUAGGAAACAGUGACCAAGAAAUGCAGCAGCUAAACUUGGAAGGAAAGAACUAUUGCACAGCCAAAACAUUGUACAUAUCUGACUCAGACAAGAGAAAGCACUUCAUGUUAUCAGUAAAAAUGUUCUAUGGCAAUAGUGAUGACAUCGGUGUGUUCCUCAGUAAACGGAUCAAAGUCAUCUCCAAACCUUCUAAAAAGAAACAGUCACUGAAAAAUGCAGACUUAUGUAUUGCAUCAGGGACAAAAGUGGCACUAUUUAAUAGACUUCGAUCCCAAACAGUUAGCACAAGAUACUUGCACGUAGAAGGAGGUAAUUUCCAUGCCAGUUCACAACAGUGGGGAGCAUUUUACAUUCAUCUCUUGGAUGAUGAUGAAUCGGAGGGAGAAGAAUUCACGGUGCGUGAUGGCUACAUUCAUUAUGGACAGACUGUCAAACUUGUGUGCUCAGUUACUGGCAUGGCACUCCCAAGACUGAUAAUUCGAAAAGUGGAUAAACAGACAGCGUUAUUGGAUGCAGAUGAUCCAGUAUCACAGCUCCAUAAAUGUGCGUUCUACCUUAAAGAUACUGAGAGAAUGUACUUGUGCCUUUCCCAGGAGAGAAUAAUCCAGUUUCAAGCCACUCCAUGCCCAAAGGAACCAAAUAAAGAGAUGAUUAAUGAUGGAGCUUCUUGGACAAUCAUUAGUACAGAUAAAGCAGAAUAUACAUUUUAUGAGGGGAUGGGACCGGUACAUGCUCCAGUAACACCUGUGCCUGUUGUAGAAAGUCUUCAAUUGAAUGGUGGUGGGGAUGUAGCAAUGCUGGAACUUACAGGACAGAAUUUCACUCCAAAUUUACGUGUGUGGUUUGGGGAUGUGGAAGCUGAAACCAUGUACAGAUGUGCAGAGAGCAUGCUGUGUGUCGUUCCAGAUAUUUCUGCAUUCCGAGAGGGUUGGAGGUGGGUCCGUCAGCCAGUCCAAGUUCCAGUAACUUUAGUCCGUAAUGAUGGCAUAAUCUACUCUACCAGCCUUACCUUUACAUAUACACCAGAGCCAGGGCCACGACCACAUUGCAGUGCUGCUGGAGCAAUUCUCAGAGCCAACUCAAGCCUCAUGGCUUCCAGUGAAACAAAUACAAACAGCGAGGGAAGUUACACAAAUGCCAGCACAAAUCCAACCAACGUCACAUCAUCUACGGCAACAGUAGUUUCCUAACUACUGUUGUUUGUUUGGACUUUAAUUGACUCUCAUGUGCUACAGGCAAGAAAAUGGAACAAUUUUUGUGGGUUCAUGGGAAAACAGCUUUCCAUUCUAAGUGAUAUUAUUUGAACUAUGUUACCUGCAAGUGCUGAUCUUAAAAAAAUAAGAAGCCACAAUAAAAAAAUACAUCUGAAAUGUAAGAACUUUAUUGAAAAUCUAUUUUUCAGCUGUUUUUUUAAUGGGCAAGAAAUAGAAGUGUGGCUGGGAUACAAGUUAAGCAAACUAGAAAACAUGAACACAACAUAGUUUUUACGGACCAAGGAACUUGUAUAAGCUUUAGUAUAAAAGGUACAUUUUCACCAUACCUUUUUUGUAUCACAACAUAUAGUACACUUUUGUUACCAAAUAGUUUCUAUUUUUUUUCCUCUGAGCUUUUGCUCUGAAGUAUAUUCAGGUUCCAAGCCUGACCAUGCUUGUAUAAUCUAAUUACCAUACUCUUCCAGUUUAAAAAAAUAUAUAUAUUUUUGGUCUGUGGCUGGAACUGUUCCUUUUUUUAAACUGAAGUCUUGUGACUUUUUAUGAACUGAAAUUGUUUUUAUUUCAGCAAGUAGAACCUUGUAAAGGCCAGCAUAUUUUUUUUAAGAUUAUAUGAAGUCUGUGCAAAAGCUUUAAAAAAAUGCCUCUGCCUUGCCUGCAAUACAUGCAAUGUAUGUUAACUUUAGUGCUCUGUUUUCAGUCAUUGUUAAUAGUUAUUUCCAUGUUUUCCUUUUUUAAAAAUAUGUAUUUAUAGUGAUAAUUCAUGAGGUUCUAACAUUACAUGAGUUCAAAAAAUGUGGCAUCUCAAACGGUCAUAUUGAUGAUUGUUUGUGUCAUAAGCAUACAUUGGUGUUUUGAAGGGUUUAUUUCUGGGUUCUUCCUCCUUCCCACCUCAAAGUCAAAAAGCAUCACAAAGUGUUUCACUAUCUGUUCAGGUUUUUUCUAAUCUUGUACAUAAGUUGUAUUAAGUGUAAGUUAAAUGUUUUAUUUUCUAAGUGGGAUGUUCCCAGUUGCUUCAUUUGGCAGCAUGUCUUCUGUCUUGUUGGCAUGUAUCUAAAUACCAUGAGAAGUAUUUGCUACAAAUGGGAUUGGUAGGUAAUGCCCGUCAUCCUUACACAAUCAGAAUUGCAAAAAAAAAAAAAGCGGGGGGGGGGAGGGGGUUCUUUGAUACUAUUCAGUGAAUUAGGCCAGAUAUUAGUGUAAUCCUUGUACUGAGAACAUGCUUUCAUUGUGAAGUGAUCAUACCAUAAUAGCUAGAAGUAAAAUUUAUUACUUAGAAAAAGGCAAUUAGAAGAUUAGAAAAGCACUGUAAAGAUGUCAACUCCUCCCAUCUGUAUUUCUGUGGGGUUUUCUCUUUCCCUGCCAACAGCAAGUGCAAUGCUAAAAUCUUCCCUCCUUCAUAAAUUUAAUGCUCAGUUGCACUUUGACUUGUUGGUUUUUCUUUUAUUCUGGACUUACCAUUUUUAUCCCUCUGUAAAACUGAUUGCUUUGAACAUAUUUGAAAACCCAUCUCAGUGGUGUUGCAGUCACCAAAUAAAGACAUAAGCCUGAGAUAUGGUCUAAUGUUAGUGCAACGUUUUCCUUAAAGAACAAAGCAAAAAAAUGGGACCUUUAUAAGAGCUCAGCCUCUACCAUCCCAUAAAACAGGGACUACAACUACUAUGUAAAUGAGUCUGAGGCUUCCUACCAGGUUUUCUUUUCCUUUGACAAAUUUCAUAGGUUUCUAUUCACUACUUUUAUAAUACCCAACGUUAACACCAGCACCAUUUUAAAGCAUUGCUUCUCUUGCACCAUAUUUGUCUUCUCUGAUGCUGUUUUACUCGUUUGCCUCAGCUGUUCCUUUGAACAUUGUUAUUUUUGCGACUUUGAAGACUGAAGACAGUGUGGUUAAAGGAAGAAAUCAUUUGUAAAACACGUUCAGUCAGUUGUUAAAUCAGUGCCACUGUCCUAAUAUGUGCUUGUACUCUGCCACCAGCCUUCCUGUUCACUAUUUUAUAUUAUGUAAUCUAUCCCUUAUGACACUGUUACAAAUGCUGGUUCUUAAAACUAGCAAAUACUGCCUCGCCUCAUCUCCCUUCAGUGACCAAGGGCAGAAUCCAUUGUGGCCUUAUCUCUGUUUUAAACUGUUUACUGGCAUUUACUUGCAAACCUGUUUACUUGUCUGUGUGAUAUUUAAUUUUCUUUCAGUUGUGUUGGGGCAGAAAUCAUUUCACAACAUUUUUGUUAGAAGUAUAAGCAUUUUACAGUACUGUUUAACUUAUGGGCCACAAAUUUUCUUCACUUAUUCUGAGGAUUAACUUAAGUGAUUAGUAUUGGAUUUACAAUAAUAAGGAACAAACCAUUGCAUACAUAGCAAAUAAAACCAUAACAAGCCUUUUAACCUGCAAGGAAUGUUUUUAAAUAGCUUUUUGAACCUUGAGAGACAUCUGCUUUUAUAUUCUUUAUUUUAAAAUGGUUUUUUUACAUGUAAAUGCAAUACUUUUAUAUUCAAUUUCUUUCCUUGCAAUAAGUUUGCGCAGUGGAGUAUAUACAAUAUUACUGGACUUCUAAAGAAUCUUACAAACUUGACAUGUUUUGCCUAUCUUUUGCCAUUCUAGACACUACAAUCUAGUGGAUGAAAAAAGACAUUAAAUUCCAUUUCAGCAGUACCUAAUCACAUGCAUUUUUUUUAGAAACUUGUUUUUGUUGGCUUUUUUCUGCAAUUGUGGCUCUUUUGUUUCCAGUAAAUACUUUGUAAUACAGGAAUUGUCUUCCAGAUUUGUACUAUUGUUAAGAAAGAUGUUCGUGUAUAGUUAAGUUGUUUGACGUUAAGUUCAAGCAACUUACUUGCCUAAACUCUUUCCUGUGGGUGGCAUUGUUACUUUUAUUGGCACAGUGAGUUAUUAAUCCUUUCUCAUGAUUUUAGCAAUAUCCCAAGGAUGCUAAAAAUUUUCAAGUAAGCUACUUAUCAGCAUUUUCAGUACAAAACUGUACAACUGUUCAAAUCUAGCUGUUAAGUCUUGUCUUCUCUUAUUUCUAAAAAUAUACGUAGAAUUUGAGUCUGUCUUCAGAAUGUUUUUUUUUUUUAUAAUUCCAACUAAUAUGAUGAAAAAGCAAAUUAAAUUCUCAGCUGUAGCAAUGCUUUCUUUAUUUGGAGCUAUUUCAAAAUUCAACACUAGUGUAAUAUUGAAUAUCCUGCUGCUGACAUUUUCCUAAUUAUUUACAUCUAACUGCUCCCCUACAGCUGUCUGUUUCUGUUAACAAUAUGCGUUAUUUCACUUCUGUUUUCAUUGCACAGACUUAUAAGAGAUUAUAAUGAUUACCUGAAAAGGCAUGAACCUAAGUAAAUGAAACCAUAAAUACCCCAAGCAUAAAAAAUUUCUUAUACAAACCGAACAAGAGUGAAACAAAUGAGCUACCCACCUUAGACCAAAUAACUCCAUAGAGGUGCCCAUUUUGAAACAAAAUGCUCUUCAAUUAUUAACCAUAUUAUUUACUUUUUCUUUCAAAAGCAGCUGUGUUUAUGAGUACUGAACAAAUGUGUAUACUUUCCUGUGCCAGACUUUUGACUUUGUUUUCAAGCACUGUACUGUGGGAUUGAGUGGCAGCUUUGUUAGAAAUAAUAAUAUAUUAGGGUUAACCCUUUUAGGACUGAACUAUUUUCUCCCUUCAUAAAGUUGCAAAAAAAAAAAAAAUCCAACUUUGUAAAUGUUUACCUAUUUUCAAUACUGCAUUGGUCCAGAUGCAAGUGCUGUGCUUAUUUUUCAUUUUUCUUUAACUUUGCAGCACAUGUAUCUAUUCAAUCCGAAAAGGGUUACAAUUUACAAACUGUGCACCUGUAAAUUUUCCUAGCAAUAAGGUAGAAAAUUGAGCAAGUUUUUACCAUAAUUUUGUAGAAGAAUAAAUUGCUUGGUUCCAUAUUUCAUCAAGAAAAACCUGCAACAUGGUCAGUUUUGAGGAAUAAAUAAAAGUGAAAAUGUAAACCACGUAAAGGUGUUCUGUCAAGUGUACUCUCUGUGUGUAUGUGCAUAUAAUAUUUGAUUUCUAUUUCUUACAUAAGGCUGCAGUCAAGAUAAAAUGUCAUGUUACUAUUCAUGUGACAAACUUUUACAUCUGUAUGAUGAUGAUGAUGAUACUAUUAGAUAGUAAUAUGAUUUUAAUCACAAUUGUUGUUGGUUUGCCAUAUUUUUGCUGACUUUUAAUGUUAUACAAGAAAUCAGAUUUUUAGCAGAUGAACAGUGAGGUCAUCUUGGAACCAGAUCAACCGAAGACUCAAGCCCGGGAGUGGAAAAAUCGUCAGUAGUUAUGAGGGCCUGCACACUGGACUCCACUUUAAACUGGAUAUGGAAUGUCCACACACACACCUGGUUUCAAAAUCUAAAUCUGUUUCUCUAUGGCUUGUAUAAUUGCUGGAGUUAGACAAGAGACUGUUCUUUUUUUUCCCCAAUAAUGUAAAAAAUGAACCGGUUCACUUUUUUUGAUAUUAUUUAUUAAAUAAGGAAAAAUGAA
This is a messenger RNA of Alligator mississippiensis (American alligator), 6201 nucleotides long. RefSeq names its product recombination signal binding protein for immunoglobulin kappa J region (gene RBPJ). Gene Ontology annotation, biological process: regulation of transcription by RNA polymerase II; Notch signaling pathway. The transcript has 13 exons. NCBI's taxonomy places the organism in Eukaryota, Metazoa, Chordata, Crocodylia, Alligatoridae. Bases 196 to 1692 code for a protein of 498 amino acids. Gene Ontology annotation, cellular component: MAML1-RBP-Jkappa- ICN1 complex; nucleus. The record is from RefSeq and is a predicted model, not a curated record. Gene Ontology annotation, molecular function: RNA polymerase II cis-regulatory region sequence-specific DNA binding; DNA-binding transcription activator activity, RNA polymerase II-specific.